AUGCUUCGUUCACGACUCGGACACGUACCGCAGCGGUUCGCAUCCACUUCAGGAGAGUCAUCUUCGUCCUUCAGGACUAUCCGCAAACUCUCCGUAUACACUUCUAUUGCUGGCAUUGCCUACACAGUCGGGUCAUUUACCCUCCUACAGUCGCAACCACCACCACCACUACACCCAGAGGCCCCGGAAGCGGUCGCCUACGUCGAAUCGCUAGAAGACUCCCUGCAGCGGCUACCACCACUCCAAAGACAUAGAGAGACAGCUAAGCCCGACGAGUGGUACGAAGCGCGACCGUAUGCGAAGGUCCCGCGGGAACGGCGGGUGAACAGCUUAACGAGCGGCUCGCUCAAUGGACCAGGAAACUCGCGCUCCCGCCACUGUGAAGCGAUGGCGUUCGUCCAUGUGGGGAGCGCACUAUGUGGCCACGAAGGGAUUGUUCACGGUGGUCGACAGUUCCUGGUUAUCAAGACCCGCCUCAUCGAAGCCAAGGGCCGCAAAUCGAAGGUCGCAGGUGUCAUCGAAGACAUGGACGGCAACGUCCUCGUUGAGGCCGAGGCGCUGUUCAUUCAACCGAAGUACGCCAAGCUCCUGAACACCGCCCGCAUGCGCGAGCUACUCGGUGAACCGGGGGACUCCCGAGAACCAAUCAGCGAGGGCGCGAACGCACCGGUCCCGGUGAGUCCGCCCAGUGGCCCAUCGUCAAUCGGAGGCGCGAAGGCGUGAGCGGCCAAUGUGGUUGGCGUGAUUGUGAGACUAGGACUGGGACACUGGGUACACGAUAGAGGGCCUUAAUUGGUCUCGUAUGUCUGGGAUUGUGACUUACUCGCAUGAUCGACGCGCUGCUUCGUUAGGAGGUCUAGUCGCAAACAUCUAUCUGAGGCAGUGUCGAUGAAGCUUGUUCUGAAGUCGAGGGCUCAUGCUUCUGG
Molecule: messenger RNA, 926 nt
Organism: Fomitopsis serialis
Lineage: Eukaryota; Fungi; Basidiomycota; Agaricomycetes; Polyporales; Fomitopsidaceae
Exons: 7
Coding region: 1-723 (240 amino acids)
Source: RefSeq, a predicted model, not a curated record